GACCUCUGCUUAAAAACAAUCUGAUCAGCUGAUGUAAAAACGACAACAAACAACAAAUCCGGGACUUGGAGACAAAAACACACCGCAGCCAGCUCCGUCCUCCCCUCGGACACGUCCCCGGGGCGGUGUGUCGCGGCUCGGGGCAGAAUCUCGCCUUUUAUCCGCUGUCGUGGCACAUUUGGACUGUUUUUGGAGCCUGUCGCUGCUGUUCGGCUCCGUGAGUGAUUGGCAGCUUUGAUUACGCCGGAUGCCCUCCCCUCCCUGCCCUCAGGCUACACAACUUUGACAGGUGGAACCGCACUGGAAACAAGUGUUUAAUUUAGUCUUCCAAUACAUUUUUUUUUUUUUUUCAGAAUAUUGACAUUGUCAUUUUUAUCAUUUCAAAUGUGGCCUUUCAAAUUGAAAAAGUUCAGAAUAACAGCUGUGUAAUAAUAACGAAUAAUAGUCUUCCAAUGCACAGUUUUUAGUCCAGAACUGACAUAGUAUUUUUUUUCAUAUAGGAUACGAUUUUUGAAACAACACCCAUCAUUUCUAUAUUUUUUAUUUCACAUUUAUCUGAAAUUUUUGGAACCACUGCACCUGUUUUUAUGGCUAAGUGACUCGUUGGAACAGCUUCAGAGAGCCGUAAACCUCGAGCUUCAGCGAGCCGUAAACCUCGAGCUUCAGAGAGCCGUAAACCUCGAGCUUCAGAGAGCCGUAAACCAUGAGCGGUCAAGGGUCAUGCGCAGAUAAAGUCAUGAACACGGUUCUAGUUUGUCAGGAGAGUUACGCCUGCGGAGGGUCGGACGACGCGGCUUUUGAGUGCGACGAGUGCGGCAGUCUGCAGUGCACACGCUGUGAACUAGAGCUCCACCUACAGGAGCGCAUGAGGAACCACGACCGAGUGCGGAUCGCGCCCGGACACGUGCCGUUCUGCGACUCGUGCAAAGGCGACGGGAGCUACGGCGGGAACAGCGCACGACUGCGGGCUGCGGUCAGGUGCCAGGGAUGUAAAAUCAACCUGUGCCUGGACUGUCAGAAGAGGACGCAUGGAGGAGUGAAUAAGAAGAAACACCCUCUAACGGCGUAUCCUCCAGUUCAAACCCCGAAAGACGACAGCACCGCGGACGCAGAGGCGGAGCGUCUGAGGGCGGCUCUAGAGAAAGUCUCCAGCUUCCUGUUGGUCGACGAAAAGGAGGAGAUGCAAGUCAGAGAUGAGCAGGACUUCGUGAGUCGUCUGGGCUGUGGUCCAGAGGAGCUGCUCAAAGUCGUGUCCAUCUUUGGGAACACGGGCGAGGGGAAGUCCCACACUCUGAACCACACCUUCUUCAUGGGGAGAGAGGUUUUCCAAACGUCUCCGGCUCAGGACUCGUGCACCGUGGGAGUGUGGGCCGCUCUGGACCCUGUGAGGAACGUGGUCCUGAUCGACACAGAGGGGCUGCUGGGAGCUGGAGCGAAUCAGGGCCAGCGCACUCGUCUGCUGCUCAAAGUCCUGGCCGUGUCUGAUAUCGUGAUCUAUCGAACGCACGCAGACCGUCUCCAUGACGACCUGUUUAAGUUCCUCGGCGACGCUUCGGAGGCGUAUCUGAAACAUUUCUCCAGAGAGCUGAAGGCCACGACGGCGCGCUGCGGUCUGGACGUGCCUCUGUCCACUCUGGGGCCGGCCGUGGUCAUCUUCCACGAGACGGUGCACACGAAGCUUCUGGGGUCAGAUAAACCGUUAGAAUCGGCGGAGCGCCUCCUGCAGGAGCGCUUCAGGAAGCUGGGGCUGUUUCCGGAGGCGUUCAGUUCUGUUCAGUACAAAGGGACUCGAACCUUCAACCCUCCCACAGACUUCACUGGACUCCUGCGCUGUUUAGAGCUACAGCUCGACAACAACAACACACGCUCCCCCAGGUGUGCGACUGUCAUCUACAAGGCUCUGCAGGCUCUGAGUGAACGUUUCAAUGGGGAGAUUCAGGACGAGCACCUGAACAGCACCUGCUUCUUCCCCGAUGAAUAUUUCACCUGCUCCAGCCUCUGCCUCAGCUGCGGGUCUGGCUGUAGGAGCAGCAUGAACCACCUGAAGGAAGGUCUGCAGCACGAGGCCAAACAUCGAUGUCGAUACUCGGCUCAGUACGACAACCGCAUCUACACCUGCAAGGCCUGUUACGAGGGAGGGAAGGAGGUCAUCGUCGUUCCAAAGACCACUGCGUCCUCAGACUCGCCCUGGUUUGGACUGGCCAUUUACGCCUGGUCUGGGUAUGUGAUCGAGUGUCCAAACUGUGGAGUGAUCUACAGGAGCAGACAGUACUGGUACGGCAACCAGGACCCCGUGGAGACUGUGGUCAGGACGGAGAUCCAGCACAUCUGGCCUGGGAGUGAUGGUUUCCUGAAGGACCACAGUAAUGCGGCGCAGAGGCUGUUGGAUGGAGUCAAACUGAUUUCUCAGUCUGUGUCUGAGCUCAGUGUGACUCCGGCCAAAGCCGUGACGUCGUGGCUCACGGAUCAGAUCGCCCCCGCGUACUGGACACGCAACUGUGACAUACUGUCGUGUCAGUCGUGUAAACUGGACUUUGGUCCUAACGACACUAAACAUCACUGCAGAGCCUGUGGAGGAGGAGUCUGCGCCUCCUGCUCCUCAAAGUCCAGACCUGUCCCUGAGCGAGGCUGGGGCCUGGGGCCAGUGCGAGUCUGUGACCAGUGCUUCACCAACAGAGAGAUCCCCACAGAGCUGCUGGACGCGGCGCUGGAGGAGGAGGGCGGGACCCUGAUCGCUCGUAAAGUGGGCGAGGCCGUACAGAACACGCUGGGCGCUGUGGUCGGAGCGAUGGACAUACCUCUGGGUUUGGUGAAAGACGCCGCUCGUCCCACGUACUGGGUCCCGGAUCAGGACCUCCACUCGUGCUCCGGGUGUCAGAGGGAAUUCAACCCGCGACUCUCCAUCCACCACUGCCGCUCGUGUGGACAGGGAGUGUGCGAAGACUGCUCCCCCGAGAGGAGAGCGGUGCCCUCUAGAGGCUGGGACCACCCCGUCCGAGUGUGUAACGUGUGUGUGCACAGACCGGGCGACCUAUAGCACCGACGGGACGUGUCGUGCUCAAGGGCACAGCGACGGAACCACCAACCUCUCAACCAACUGGGACAUCACAAACCCGAAGAAAAACGGCAUCUGUAGGUAACGAUCGACACGGUAAACUGGGCGGAGUGUCUUGCUCAAGGAGACGAUGAGCGAGCGUCAAACUACCAACCUCUUAAACGGAGAUACUGCUGCGCCAAAGAAAACCACAGACCACUGGAUUUGUGACGAAAAACGGAAAACAUCAGAAAUGGGAUAUCCGGUGGGCGAAGUGUCUUGCUCAAGGACACAAUGACAGUAUAGAGUCUUUAGCGAGCGUCAAACCUCCAACCUCUCAACCUGAGCUACUGCUGCCCCAGAAAAACACAUCUGUCGUACCUCUCAACCUCUCAACAGCACAAAGAAAACCAGGGAACUCUGCGACUGAGGGAAAGAUUCUGGAGUGGGUGGAGUGUCUUGCUCAAGGACACGAUGGCAGUGUCCAGCGUCUUUAGCGUCGAACCACCAACCUCGAGGACACAGUCAGAGCAGGACUGAAGUUUGUGUUUUGGUUUUACAGGCGUCAGCAUUUUUGUAGUUUUUAAUGUCAUUUUCAAACAUGUUUAGUUCAUGUUUUAUAAUUUCACGGGGGGUUCUACAUGAAUGUCUGUGGCAGAAUGUUCAGCGGUUACCACGGUGACACAAAGCACACACUCGCAAACAUGGUCAGAAAAGUGUUAAGAUCGUCUGAAAACUGGAAUUAAAAAAACAAAAAAAAAACGUUGGCUAAAGCUAAUGCUAAAGCUAAUGCUAAUGCUAAUGCUAACUCAUGGUGUGAUGUUUGAGGGACGUGUUUAACAAAACAAACAUGUUCAGAUAAGUCAGAGCAGUGCCCACAGUUAGCAUCAGAGGGUCAGAGACUGUGGGCCUCAGAGGGUCACAGACUGUGGGCCUCAGAGGGUCAGACUCUGUUUUAAAAUAAAUCUCAAACUUCUGCUCCACAAAUGUUGGUUUUUCUCUGAAUUUAACUUGAUGUUUCCAAAUGUCACAAACACUGCCCCUUUUGACAGUCGCCUGUAACUGCAGCUCAGCGCCGCCUGUCGUCCAGCGCCGCCUGUCGUCCAGCGCCGCCUGUCGUCCAGCGCGUUGGACAUUUUAAUAUCAGGUGAACUUGAGAAUAAUUCAGGAAUGUUUGGGAUAUUUUGUCUUUUUAAAGUUUUUUUUCAGAAAAGCCACAAUAAAACAGUUUACUUUAUUU
Messenger RNA from Periophthalmus magnuspinnatus, 4274 nucleotides. RefSeq names its product zinc finger, FYVE domain containing 1 (gene zfyve1). The record is from RefSeq and is a predicted model, not a curated record. The coding region runs from base 704 to 3037 and encodes 777 amino acids. Lineage: Eukaryota; Metazoa; Chordata; Actinopteri; Gobiiformes; Gobiidae. The transcript has 14 exons. Gene Ontology annotation, molecular function: zinc ion binding.